Messenger RNA from Cylicocyclus nassatus, 558 nucleotides. The record is from the annotation of a GenBank genome assembly. NCBI's taxonomy places the organism in Eukaryota, Metazoa, Nematoda, Chromadorea, Rhabditida, Strongylidae.
AUGCGGAUAACUGUGGGUGGUGGGCCCAAUACUGCUAAUACAACGUUGACAAGUCGAGCAAAUCCUGAAGAAAGGAAAGAAGCCAGGAUUAAUAAGUAUUUGAUCUUUGCUGGAAUUGGUAGCGCAGUGUUCGGAGUGCUUUUCCUGAUCCUCCUUGUAUGUCUGCAAAGAUCGCGAGAAAAGAAGAGGCUUUUAGAAUUGGCCGAAAUCAAACAUCGUAGAAAGCGAAGAAGAAGCCAUGAACGUAAACCUAAAAAACGUCGAACAAAAGCCAAAAAAGAGACUUUAAAGACUUCGGGAGAGGAAAAGAAGAAUGGACACGAGAAACUAUCAGCUGAAGCAUUGCAUUCAGCGCCUACUCCAGUUGAAGUGCCCCCAGAUGCCCCUAAAGGCGCCGCUUCACCUCCUACCGCCACUGGUGGCGAUUACGUAAAUGCGGAUGAUCUGAUGUUGGAUAUCUUGACAGCUUCUACGCAGGCGGAUGUGGACGUUCAAAACUCGUGAAAGAAAACUUUAAGUUAAUUGUUGCAAAGAUAAGAAAAAAACUUCAUCGAAGGC